UGCGGCCCCUGCGGGUUACAUAACCGGCUGCGGCCCGCGGCCCCACUUCCGGCUCCCUGCGACCCCAGGAUGCGCUGAGCCCCACGGCACCGUCCGCCGCCGCCGGCUCCCGCCCGAGGUGUGAAUGACAGAGGUGGUGCCAUCCAGCGCCCUCAGCGAGGUCAGCCUGCGCCUCCUCUGCCACGAUGACAUAGACACUGUGAAGCAUCUAUGUGGCGACUGGUUCCCCAUUGAGUACCCAGACUCAUGGUAUCGUGACAUCACCUCCAACAAGAAGUUCUUUUCCCUUGCUGCAACCUACAGGGGUACCAUUGUAGGAAUGAUAGUAGCUGAAAUAAAAAGUAGGACCAAGAUACACAAGGAGGAUGGAGAUAUUCUAGCGUCCAACUUCUCUGUUGACACACAAGUUGCAUACAUUCUAAGUCUUGGAGUAGUGAAGGAAUUCAGAAAGCACGGCAUAGGUUCUCUUUUACUUGAGAGUUUAAAGGAUCACAUAUCCACCACUGCCCAGGACCACUGCAAAGCCAUCUACCUGCACGUCCUCACCACCAACAACACAGCAAUAAGCUUCUACGAAAACAGAGACUUCAAGCAGCACCACUAUCUCCCCUAUUACUAUUCCAUCCGUGGAGUCCUCAAAGAUGGCUUCACUUAUGUCCUCUACAUCAAUGGUGGCCACCCUCCCUGGACCAUCUUGGACUACAUCCAGCACCUGGGUUCUGCUCUAGCAAACCUGAGCCCCUGCUCCAUCCCACACAGGAUUUACCGCCAGGCCCACAGCCUGCUCUGCAGCUUCCUGCCGUGGUCGAGCAUCUCCACCAAGGGCGGCAUUGAGUACAGCCGGACCAUGUGAUGCCAGCCGGGCAGCCUCCAGCAGGUCCCACCCCUUGGCGCCCUGCGGAGCCCACCUUCCUGGCCAUUUGACCUCAACUGUGUUCUGCAGGGGAGCUGGCCCAUCACCUGCCCCAGCUGCAGGCCCGGUGCUACAUGGGCUCGGGAGCAGAGCAUCGUGGGGCAGGUAUGCCUGGUCUCCAACAGGCUCUUCCAGCCCUCCUUCCUGCUCUGGAAACCUCUGCUCUUGCCCUGGUCUGGCCCCCAUGUGACUGCACCAGCCUCAUAGGCUGGCCACAGUGUUCACUGUGGUCAGUUGCUUCUGCUGUCCUGGGAGUAUGGGGGCAGGAGAGGGCUUCCUUCCCUGCACGUCCUCACUGGCCUCUUCCCCUGCACUGCCUGUUCCUUCCAACUCCUUCCUCCAAAGCCGGAAUUAACUCCUGGGAGGGAGGAACCCAAGUGUUACGGAUAGACUUGGCCCUAAAGACACAGGAGCCUCAGAACAAUGAAGGGGCAAAAUAAAGGGAAUGCCAAACCCUUGUAAAGAACCAGCCUCAGAAGCCUGGGGGGCAGGAGCAACUCCUACCUCCCCAGGAGGGGCUGGCAAGUGGUGGGAGGCUUUUCACCCAAGCACAGAGCUCUGGGGCUUAGUUCCUUGGCAUGGUGGUCAGUUAAUGGGAAGGUUUCCCACUCCUCUGUUGGCAGUCCUGCUGCCUCAGAGAGCGAGGAGCUACCCAUCACAUGCUGGAUGUGCCAUUCAGUUGAACUGCCCCAGGGAGCCGGGCUGAGGACAGGUGCUGGUGAGGGUCCCAAGGGCCUUCCCUUCCAGCCCCCCAGUUCCGUGAGAUGCAGUUCUGAGGCCUGACCAUAUGCAAACAAGAAGAAUUGAGUGUGGUGUUUGAUCAAGUAGGACCUGGUCUUUGAGGCUGGGGCAGUCGCUUGCCUUGUGGUCCUCAGCCUCUGGGAACAGAAGAGGCUGUGUCAGUGCCAGGAAGCAUGCAUGUGGACAUCACUUGCUUCUGGUGUUCCCUCUACCCCAUUCCCCAAAGCUGCUUGCUCCCUGCCCUGCCCUCCAGAGUAAAGGGGGUUGGCAGAGUCAUGCCCAGCAUUGCUGCAGUGUCCUGGAGCCAUCGCCACAGUGCACAGUCUGAGAGGGAGGAGAAGGUGGAACAACCAAGCAAGAGGGCCUUGGAUUGGCAUCCUUCCCUCCCUCGGAACUCCCAGCCCAGGGGCUCCUCUGGCCUUGCGGUGGGGGAAAGGGGUUUCUCGAGAUGAAGGCGAGCCUGCGCAGGAAAACCACCUCUCCUUCCUCGGCCACUUCACACUCUCACUGACUGGUCCCCCCUCCGUGCUGACAUUGACUUUGAGCUGAGGCCCAGCUCAGUGUCCUCUCUAAUCUGAAUCAACGGUUAUCAUGUGGUUUUUAUUUCUGCCCCAUGGGGUAAGGGAAGAGUCUUCCAGAAGGUUCUGCCUUAGACUUGCAUAAUUGAGCCAAGGCCUUGCCCUGCCCCUUCCUCCUUGCCCCUAAUCACGGCAGUGUCUAGCCCAGUGUUGAGCAGAUUGUAGUGUUCUGUCUGAUUACAAACAAA
Molecule: messenger RNA, 2420 nt
Organism: Myotis daubentonii (Daubenton's bat)
Lineage: Eukaryota; Metazoa; Chordata; Mammalia; Chiroptera; Vespertilionidae
Product: N-alpha-acetyltransferase 60
Biological process (GO): N-terminal peptidyl-methionine acetylation
Cellular component (GO): Golgi membrane
Molecular function (GO): protein-N-terminal amino-acid acetyltransferase activity; histone acetyltransferase activity
Source: RefSeq, a predicted model, not a curated record